Choloepus didactylus (southern two-toed sloth) is the source of this 823-nucleotide messenger RNA. RefSeq names its product protein HP-25 homolog 2-like. Bases 124 to 780 code for a protein of 218 amino acids. Gene Ontology annotation, molecular function: protein binding. Lineage: Eukaryota; Metazoa; Chordata; Mammalia; Pilosa; Megalonychidae. The record is from RefSeq and is a predicted model, not a curated record. The transcript is spliced from 4 exons.
AAGGAGGAACUUUCUCCGUGGAAAUUGCAGAAAGGAAGUGGAUGAGAGCAAAGCAGUAUUGGACUAUGGAAACAACUCUACAUGGUAGCUUGAAUCCACAGAAACAAGUGAAGACAGGGAGAAAUGAGUAAGAAAGGUCUCUGGAUGCUGGCUGUGUCUCUGUUAAUGACAAGGGGAGUUGCUGAAUUGUCAACAGAUUUUGAGACUUGUGAAAACCAAGGACCUCGAGGACCUCCAGGAUCCCCAGGACUCCAAAGACCCCCAGGACUCCCAGGACCCCCAGGACCCCCGGGACCCCCAGGACUCCCAGGACCUGCUGGAUUUCCAGGCCUUCCAGGUUUUCCUGGAAGUCCAGGGCCAAGAGGCUUCCCCGGAAACACUGAGGAUUGUCCAUCUCCACCAACGUCUGCCUUUGCGGUGAAGCUGGAUGAACCCCUCCGUGCUCCCUCCCAGCCUAUUAUCUUCAAGGAAGCUCUGCACAAUCAUCAGGACCAUUUUGACCUGGCCACUGGCGUGUUCACUUGUGCCUUCCCUGGCAUCUACCACUUUGGCUUUGAUAUUGAGCUCUUCCAGAAAGCUGUGAAUGUGGGUCUCAUGAGGAAUGGCAUUCAAGUUAUCAAGAAGGAAACUGAGGCCAAGGAUGGCUAUGGUCAUAUAUCAGCAACUGCCAUCGUGCAGCUUGAGAAAGGAGACAGGGUCUGGAUGGAGUCCAACCUCAGCCAACAAGAACCUGAAAAAGGAAUUAUUCAAACUCUGUUCUUUGGGUUUUUGGUCUAUUAAAUGUAAUAUGUCUGUGGGGCACCAGUUCUCUCCACUUCUUCAA